AUGGAAUCAUACCAAUCCAAAAUCGAGAUAUUGUUCACAGCAGUCUUUCCAACAGGCCCAAAAGCUUUCAAAGAAACCCAAUCUACUGGAAUGUCAGAUUUAUCCGUCUCUGAUGGAAAUCGCCGAACAAUUUCAGAACGCAAGUUGAACACGUCGAAAGAAAAUGAAUAUGUUCUUUCAGCGGAAUAUCUACAAGAAGAAGCUUAUCAUGGUUCAUCUAUAAGCCAUAAAUUUGCGCAAUUUCUUCUCUGGUCCUUCGUCUCAGUUUUGGUCACUCCAAUACUAUUCACACUCUCUCAUUUUCACUCCUCCGACUACUUCUGGGUUGCAGCCACUUGCGUUAUCUUCGCCAUCGUGAUACUGAUUUCAUGCUUCCAUCACGAUGAGCAACAGCUCGAGGAAGCCUAUACCACUGCAUGGGAAAGUAAAACCAUAAGCGUUCAGAAGAUCAUCCAAGACCGAAUAUAUGCCAAGGAUAGAAACACAAAAUUUCGCACCUCUCACCUCGCUAAAGUCCAUCGCCUCCAGACAAUUCCCGAAAAUCAACAUCCGAAAAGCUUAAGCAAUAUGCGUCUUGAUUUGAGCGAGAAAUAUACCGCGGCUAUGAAGGAUAUGACUUCUAAAACGAGAAUUAUGCUUAAUAUAUACCUAAUCAUUUCCGGAGCCAUGUCAACAAUGUUCAUAUUAGCCGCCUAUCACUUCCACAACACCUCUCAUUAUCAUCUCGAUGAAAUAAUGAGUUCCACGAAAUUGGUCACUUUGGGCGUAGCAGUCAUGGUCAUGUAUCUACGACUUCUACACAAGACGAAAUUCUGGAUUGAGGAAUUGGAGAGAGAGAGGAGGGCUAUCAAGAAGGGAUGGAAUCUCGUUGAUUAG
This is a messenger RNA of Sclerotinia borealis F-4128, 876 nucleotides long. The record is from the annotation of a GenBank genome assembly. Lineage: Eukaryota; Fungi; Ascomycota; Leotiomycetes; Helotiales; Sclerotiniaceae.